Babesia bovis T2Bo is the source of this 4095-nucleotide messenger RNA. RefSeq names its product variant erythrocyte surface antigen-1 alpha subunit. The transcript is spliced from 3 exons. Bases 41 to 4006 code for a protein of 1321 amino acids. Lineage: Eukaryota; Apicomplexa; Aconoidasida; Piroplasmida; Babesiidae. The record is from RefSeq and is a predicted model, not a curated record.
CCACUGUGAGUACUGCUGAGUACUCCUAGAAGCACUGACAAUGGCCGCCUCAAUCACUUUCACGCCGAAGGCGUCACUAACAGACGCUCCCACCAACCUGAAGGAGGCCAUUGACUGGGUCCUGAGGGUGACUGGUAAGGAUGGUAAAGAACUGAACAAGGAAACAGAAUGCAUAUGUGGCCUGGCGGCGGCAGUGACUGACCUACUGCAGUCAGUACAACUGGAGUACCAUGUACCACUACUGGUAUACAGUACCUCAUGGUGUCCUAUAGGCUAUCAAGGUGAUGUCAAAGACAGUGCUACCACCAACAAAGGCGCCACUAAAGACGAAGUCACUAACCACCUCAAUGGACUCUUCUCACUAGUCCAGGGACUAGGUGGUGCCGCUGUGGUACGGACCUACAUAGACCAGCUGGCACAGGUACUCAGUGCACUCGUUGGGUGGAGUAAGAUAGAGAAGUGUUGGGGCAGUGGUAGCAGUGACAAGUGCAAGGGGACUAAUGGCAAAGGGAAUCAACAUGGCAAAAAUGAGUGCGAGUAUCUCAAGGAUAUAGAGGCGAAGAACAAGUGUGACAAAUGUGAAUGCAUGAAAUGGGACGUGGCCAAGGCGGAUGAUGAAAAGAAUGGACACCACCUGGGCAGGGGGUGCAAGAAAUGUGCCUCUGAUGAGGAGGCGAAGAAGGCGUGUGAGUGUGGUACUGGUGGCUGUAGUGCUGGCGAGGAGUGUAAAUGCGCUAAAGAAGGCAAAUGCUGCAAGUGUUGUUGUACGAGUUGUGAUGGGUGUAAGGAAAACGCAAAGUGUAGCUGUAUCGAAAAUGGGAAGAAUAGUCUUAGAAUUCGUGAACACAAAGACAGCUAUAGGUCAGCAUACGAGGUAGAACUAGUUUACGAAUGGAAUAUUGGUAAAGAAUACCUAGUAUGGCCAAAAUGGUCCGAUAGAAAAACUAGUAAAAAGCGAGCGGUGGCUGCACGUAACUUACUAGGCUCAGUAUGUCUCAUCUGGAGUGGCAUUACAUAUAUGUAUUGGACAGGCAAGUACCAUAAAAGUAGCCCACGGUGGAACAACCACAUUUUAAACGGCAGUGGUCUAGAUGAUGGUACACUAUCCCAGUGGUUACAGGCCCUAGGGUUUCCUAAGGAUAUGUUGAAUAACCAUGGGCCACAGAAUAGACUUGACAAGGUCAUAUGGGAUGGGAUUAUGGAUAAGUUAUAUUUGGGAUUCCCGGAUACUGGUAAGUGGAGUGCCGAAAGAGUCCAUGGCAAUGACACUGAUGCUAAUACAUUCAGACAACCAGCUGGUAUGAACUAUGCUGGAUAUAUACAUACCGUAGACAGGGGUGCAUUUUGCAAGGAUGGUACUGUCUUCAAGAAUGGCAGCUCUAGUACUAGUGAAGAAAACACCAACAAAUGUGGUGCCCUCUUCAAGCUCUAUAUUCUAUCAUGUGCCUACUUUACCGGGUUACAGAACAAAGCUCCGCCGAAGGCGGAAAAUAAAACUCCCAAGACCAUUCGGGAGAUCCUAUACUGGCUUAGUGCAUUGCCCUAUAGUCAGGCAUAUAAACAGAUACUGGAGCAUUCCAAGGAAGUAUUGAAGAAGGUAGCACCAAUGGUUGGCGAGAAAAAACAGCUUUCCUUUCACCAAACAGGCCGUUCAGCUCCAAUUACCGUCCAUGAAUACAACCUGUUUGCCCACUUCCAAGCAGUGACCCAGUAUUGCCCACUGGUACUCAUAGGUAUCCAGGGUGGACUAGGAAAAGGCACUGGCAGCACUAAGGAACCUGCCAUCCACGCCUUGUAUGCUAACACUGAGUGCAACUUCACCUAUCCCACUGUGUCCAUCCAAGCAUACAACCAGGUGGUUCACUACAUUAGGGCUCUGUUCUACCAGCUCUAUUUCCUUAGGAAGCAGUGUGCAGUUAAGGUCACUUGCGGAGGCAAAUGGCGUGAAUGUAGGUAUGGCAAGGAUGUGGUGUCCAAGGGGGUAAUCAGUUGGAUGUGCCUGGGGUGUGACCCCAUGGACCAUGAUAGGAAUUAUAGGGUACAGAAGGUGAAGGGGGAGUUGGAUGGGGUAAAGGAUAAGUCAGACGGUGUAGCAGAAAAGUUAAAGGACGUACUAGUGGCUAUAGGGAAUGUAGUGGUACAAUUGGGUAAUGCCCAGGAGGCAUUGGAAGGGAAGAAGACAGAGGGGAUUAAGGGAGUACAAGGGAAACUACAGGCGGCUAAGGAGGGACUAGUGGAGGCUAAGAAUAUGUUGAAUGGGGAUGGGCUGGAUGGUGAGAAACUAAAGGUGGCUAAGGAGGCACUAGAGAAGCUGACGAAUAGUGGUGGUAGUGGAGCACUAGAUACACUAGUGGGUGGUGGUGGUGCUGGGUCACUAGCGGCGACUACGAGCGGUGAAGAGUGGAGGAAGGAAUACAGUAGUGCCAAGGACAAGAUAAGCGAUGCUAUCCAUAAAGUACGGGAGGUGCUGUUAGCACUGGAGAAGGAACUGCCAGGAAUAAACGGCAAGCUCAAUGGCCACCAGGAUACACUGUUAACGGCUAUCAAAAAAAUUGUUGACGUCAUAGGUGAUCCCAACUGCCCAUCAUGUAAAGAUCACAAAGAUAAGUGUGGCCAAGAGGGAGUGAAAAGGAUGUGUGACAAAUGUCACCAACAAUACAUGGACGGCUUUCCCUCCCCCCUCCAGGCAUUCCUGGAGGAUAGGUUGCCAGGUUUUAGUUGUAGUGAAGUACCAGAAGGUGAAGACCCAGAGUACCCACCGGCUGCAUCCCACUUAGGACACUGUGGUGGUUCCGGCCAAUGCUGCCCCUUGCCAAUGGGUUUCAGGAAUCAAUUCUAUAGUGGCAGCACCAGCGAUUGUACCGGCCAACGCCUUUAUGGCAUCCUGUACUUCUUCAGUAAUGAGAACAUGAUGCAGUCGUGUGUUUAUACACUAGUGAGAGUUACAGCAGCACUCAGUGCCACGACACCACAGGUACUGGGUGAUGUAUUCGGGUUCUUUAGGGGUGGUGUAGGAAAUCCAGUGAAGGGAAAGAACAAACAGGAAAGGAAUGUGCCGUGUGGGCAUACAGGCGAUCCGUCUCAGAAAGGAGAAACUGAUUACUAUUGCGGCUGGUGUGCCUCUGGGUUGCGGGAAGAAGUAAGAAAGAUAGAGUGGAUACCCAAGGGGAAUGAAAUGGAUGGAGGGAAAUACAGAACAAGUGUAGGAGAAGCACUGAUUAAGAUUAAGGGCGACAAAGCCGGUGUUACCACUGGAUAUUCCAGUAAUGGAACCUCUCCAUCCGCCCUCUCCGCACUGACCAAGGACUCAGAAUACGUCUCCCCCCUAACCGGUGAACUGUACACCGCAGUGAGUGCCACUUUCGGCGGCACAUACCUCUCAUGGGUACUGUAUCUAUCAGAUGCACUUGAAGGUGGAUUACGUUCACUGUCUGACGCAUUCCAACAGAUUGAAUGCCGGGGCUGCAAAGGACAAUGUGACCCCAAUAAGUGCAGGAAGGGAGAACACGGUAGCAAUGGCGGUGGACAGUGUGGAUGCCAGUCGGUUGUAUCAUGUACCGGGGUACUACCAGUGUUGUAUAGACAUGGCUUCAGUUACGGUAACCCAUUCAAUCUGGAGGGGUAUUAUCAGAAGGAUGGAAGCAAAGAGGGGGAUUAUAGCAUAGAGAACACGAAGACUACUAAGCACUGUCACGAGUUCCUAGAAAGUCUAAGCAAAGUACUAGAUGAUAAGCAGGCCACCUCUCAGGACCACCCCCUAACCAAUCUCCUCUCCCAGGUCGGCAAGCUCCAAUACGACAUACGGCUCCCCUGGAUCUUUGUGCUCACGAUGGCCUGGCUCGUGGCGGUACUCUACCUAGCAUUUGGAGCCAUAUGGCCACUGGACUGGACACAUAUGAGGUCGCAUUGGUUACGGGGUGGAGAGCACCACUGGCAAUGUAUGUGGUAUAAGGUGAUGACGGGACGCAAAGGAAUGGAACUCGUGGAGUAUUUUGGUAGAAAAUAGUGGCGCCUUCGGCGCAACGGUGCUAAAUGAUAUACACUAGUGUCACUCACUAUAUAUAGUAGCGGUAUAGGUAGUGAUCCUAUAAUGGG